Molecule: messenger RNA, 1029 nt
Organism: Chenopodium quinoa (quinoa)
Lineage: Eukaryota; Viridiplantae; Streptophyta; Magnoliopsida; Caryophyllales; Amaranthaceae
Product: ATP-dependent DNA helicase pif1-like
Exons: 1
Coding region: 1-1029 (342 amino acids)
Biological process (GO): DNA repair; telomere maintenance
Molecular function (GO): DNA helicase activity
Source: RefSeq, a predicted model, not a curated record
AUGGGUAAAUCACUAAAGACUUUUGGUUUAGAUCAUCUAUGUUAUAUUGUCCGUGAUGAUUUUAGGAGAACAAGAGAUAUAGUUGAUGCAUUAAAUACGGCGAUUCCUCAGGAAUUUAUAGAUAAGAAGGAGUGUUUGAAUGUAGGUCAGUUGAAAGCAUUUGAUUGUAUAAUGAAACAUGUUUGUGAAAAUACGGGUGGGGCUUUUUUCAUUGAUGGACCGGGUGGCACGGGAAAGACAUUUUUAUACAAUUGUUUAUACGUGGAAAUUCGACGGAUGGAUAAAAUUGUAUUGCCUACUGCAACAUCUGGAAUUGCGGCAUCAAAUCUUCCUUCAGGGAGAACGGCCCAUUCUAGAUUCAAAAUACCAAUUGAUUACGAGAACUCCUUUACGUGUGAUGUGCCAAAACAGGGAAGCUUAGCGCAGUUAAUAAAAGAGACGACUUUGAUUAUUUGGGAUGAGGCUUCUAUGGCCAACAAGGCAAAUUUACAGUCUCUUGAUUUGCUAUUGCAGGAUGUAUGUGACAAUAAAUCACUUUUUGAUGGUAAGCUUGUCGUUCUGGGUGGAGAUUUUAGACAGGUUCUACCGAUUGUACCUCAGAAGUCUUUAAAACAGGCUGUCGAAUCAAGUAUUGUGACUUCGUACAUCUGGACAUGUCUGAAGAGGUUUAGAUUAACGGAAAAUCAAAGAGCUCGUGAAGACCUAGCAUUUUGUUCGUUUUUGUUAUCUCUUGGAAAUGGUGAUCUGCAAUCAAAUGAGUGUGAUUAUGUUUGUCUGCCUGAUGGAAUGAUUCAGCAUCUGAAUAUGGAGGGAGAUCCAAUUCUAGAGAUUGUAAAUGCAACAUUUCCAGAAGUUGGAGAAGGUACAAUAACACCGGAUAUCUUUGCGGAUAGGGCGAUCUUAACUACGAUGAAUGAUGAUGUGGAUUUGGUUAAUUCGGUUUUAAUUGGCCGGUUUCCUGGAGAAAAAGUAAUUUAUAAAAGUUUUGAUGUAAUGCUCAAUGAUACGUGCAAUAUAUAUCCAGUAUAG